Condylura cristata (star-nosed mole) is the source of this 2777-nucleotide messenger RNA. RefSeq names its product E2F transcription factor 7 (gene E2F7). The record is from RefSeq and is a predicted model, not a curated record. Gene Ontology annotation, molecular function: RNA polymerase II cis-regulatory region sequence-specific DNA binding; DNA-binding transcription factor activity, RNA polymerase II-specific. Gene Ontology annotation, biological process: regulation of transcription by RNA polymerase II. The coding region runs from base 42 to 2777 and encodes 911 amino acids. NCBI's taxonomy places the organism in Eukaryota, Metazoa, Chordata, Mammalia, Eulipotyphla, Talpidae. The transcript is spliced from 13 exons. Gene Ontology annotation, cellular component: RNA polymerase II transcription regulator complex.
UGGAGGUCCCGGAGGCAGGAAACCUCCUUAGCAAAGCGGGAAUGGAGGUAAAUUGUUUAACACUAAAAGACCUGAUCAACCCCAGGCAACCCAGAAUAGAUUGUGCAGUUGAGGAUGGGGAUAAUGCACAAAAGGAAAAUAUAUUUGUUGAUCGAUCAAGGAUGACCCCGAAGACUCCAAUAAAAAAUGAACCGAUUGAUUUAUCGAAGCAAAAAAUUUUCACUCCAGAAAGAAAUCCCAUCACUCCAGUGAAGCUUGUUGACAGACAGCAGGUGGAACCAUGGACACCCACAGCUAACCUGAAGAUGCUCAUUAGUGCUGCCAGCCCAGACAUCAGAGACAGGGAGAAGAAAAAGGAACUGUUCAGACCCAUCGAGAACAAGGAUGAUGCAUUUACAGAUACUCUUCAGCUUGAUGUUGGGGACAGUGCUGUGGAUGAAUUUGAAAAGCAAAGGCCAAGCAGAAAACAGAAAAGUUUAGGACUCCUGUGCCAGAAGUUUCUAGCUCGCUAUCCAAGUUAUCCCUUGUCAACUGAGAAAACUACCAUCUCCCUAGAUGAAGUUGCUGUCAGCCUUGGCGUUGAAAGGAGACGCAUUUAUGACAUUGUCAAUGUGCUGGAGUCUCUGCACCUGGUCAGCCGGGUGGCCAAGAACCAGUAUGGCUGGCAUGGGCGUCACAGCCUGCCCCAAACCCUGAGGAACCUCCAGAGACUAGGAGAGGAACAGAAAUAUGAAGAACAGAUGGCACACCUUCAACAGAAAGAGCUAGACCUGAUGGAUUAUAAAUUUGAAGAACGUAAAAAGGAUGGCUAUCUAGAAUCCCAAGAUCAACAGCUACUGGAGUUCUCUGAACCUGACUAUCCCUCUUCAUCUGCAAACAGUAGAAAAGACAAGUCUUUGAGAAUUAUGAGCCAGAAAUUUGUCAUGCUCUUCCUUGUCUCCAAAACCAAGAUUGUUACCCUUGAUGUGGCUGCCAAAAUACUGAUAGAAGAAAGCCAAGACACUCCAGACCAGAGUAAAUUUAAAACAAAGGUACGACGCCUCUAUGACAUAGCCAAUGUUCUGACCAGCUUGGCGCUGAUAAAGAAAGUGCAUGUAACGGAAGAACGAGGCCGUAAACCUGCCUUCAAAUGGAUUGGGCCUGUGGACUUCAGUUCCAGUGAUGAAGAACUUGUGGAUGUCUCUGCACCUGUCUUACCAGAACGAAAAAGAGAAACAUAUGGCCAGGGUCAGGUCUGUGGAAAACAAAAGCUGGCUCGACAUGGCUCUUUUAACACAGCUCAGAGUUCUGAGAGGAUCCAGAGGAAAGUGAACUCCGAGCCCAACAGCCCUUAUAAAGAACAAGGAUCAGGUGGCUAUUCCUUAGAAAUUGGAAGUCUGGCAGCAGUCUACAGGCAGAAAAUAGAACACAGUUCACAGGAGAAACCAUUUGCCAGUGAGAAAAUGAUGCCUCCAUCAAGCAGCCCGGACCCUGCUGCUCCCUUUCCUGUCCUCCCUAUUGACUCAGAUUAUCGUGCUAAUCCUUUAGCCAACCAAGUAUUUUCUGUGGCCCAAACAGACUUGCAGGCCUUCUCCACACACGGUGGUCUAAAUGGACAAGUCGGCUCCUUGCUCGCUUCUGCAGCCUCAGAUGUGGAGAGCCUGAGGCCAGCCCUGCUGGCCGGCCAGCCCUUGGUGUAUGUACCGUCCACCUCACUGUUCAUGCUGUAUGGGAACCUGCAAGAGGGGCCGACCCCCAGGUCGGGGGCUGGGUCAGAGAGGGACAGCCAGGGCUCGGAAGUCCUUACAGCAGCAGAGUCGUCAUCCUCACCCUCAGUCCAGAAGCGCCUUGGCGAGGAGAGGAAGUCUCAGGAAGAGGAGGAGCCAGCCACCAAAAGACAAAGUCGGGACUACGAAGAUGGUCCUCUGUCCCUCGUUAUGCCCAAGAAACCCUCAGAUUCCACAGACAUUGCCUCUGCCGAGAUCCUAGGGAGCAGGGGGUCUACACCCCAGGAAGAUAUUCAUAUGAAUGGCCACCUUUCUGCAGCAAAGGAGUUUUUAGGAACGGCUACAAUGAAUGGCUUUGUUUCUUCUGAAUGGGGAAAUCCCUCAAGAAACACAGAGAUUGAAAAGCCUUCCAAAGAAAGCGAAAGUGCCAAAGAGCCAUCUUUGCUUCAGUAUCUUUAUGUCCAGCCACCUGCCGGAUUAAAUGGCUUCAAUGUGCUCUUAUCUGGCAGUCAGCCCACCCAUGCCGUGGGGCCAUCUUCAGGUCAGCUGCCGUCCCUUGGCGUUCCCUGCAUGAUCGUACCAUCACCCACAGUGGGCCCUUUUCCUGUUCUCUAUUCUCCCACUGUGCCAGGGCCGGUUGCCUCUGCUCCUGGCUCUCUCCCAAGCGCAGGACCUGUGAACUUUGGCUUGCCUGGCCUCACAUCAACAGCUCAUCUUCUCAUCAGCCCGGCAGCCAUGGUUAAUCCAAAAUCAUCCACACUCACUUCUGCAGACCCCCAGCUGCAGGGUCAGUGCGCACUGAACCUGAGUCCGGUGAUCGCAAGAUCACACCACAUCAUCCAGCCCGAAUCCCCCAUCUUCGGGGCACAUCCAACCUCUGUAGUAAAGUUACCACAGUCACCAGCUCCAGUAACUCCCAAGAGCGUCCGACGCUCACAUCGUGAGACAUUUUUCAAGACACCUGGCAGUCUGGGAGACCCUGUCCUAAGGAGAAGAGAAAGGAAUCAGUCACGAAACACCAGCUCAGCACAGAGGAGACUCGAAAUACCCAGCAGCAAUGGGACUGAUUAA